Molecule: messenger RNA, 3968 nt
Organism: Daucus carota subsp. sativus
Lineage: Eukaryota; Viridiplantae; Streptophyta; Magnoliopsida; Apiales; Apiaceae
Product: probable cellulose synthase A catalytic subunit 5 [UDP-forming]
Exons: 15
Coding region: 398-3679 (1093 amino acids)
Biological process (GO): cellulose biosynthetic process; plant-type primary cell wall biogenesis
Cellular component (GO): plasma membrane; trans-Golgi network
Molecular function (GO): cellulose synthase (UDP-forming) activity
Source: RefSeq, a predicted model, not a curated record
UUUUAUAAACUUUGUUUCAUUUUUUAUAUGUAGCUGGCAAAGACACAACACUCUUCAGUUUUAUUAAACUGCUAAACACACCCUCUUGCUCUGUUCUAAAAGUCGGUGAUUAAUCACGAGCAAUCACCGAUUAAUCCAUGUUUCGUAACUCGUUGAACUGAUUAAAUAUCCGAUUAAUCCGAUCAAUCCAGUUAAUUUUAUCCCGUGACUUUACCGAUUAAGUCUGAUCCUGUUUUUUACAACAUUGUUCUCUUGUAGUAGAACAGAACCAAAAAUCUGCCAAGAUACAGCUGUUGAGUUGUUGUUACUUUCAUUCUUGUACUUCGCUUCCUUAAGCUUAGAAGCUUCAUUUUUCUUGGGAAUUAUGUUCAUGUGUUGAGAAUAGUUGUUUGUGAAAAUGGAAGCAAGUGCUGGCCUAGUAGCUGGCUCACACAACCGUAAUGAGCUUGUGAUCAUACGCCACGAUGAGGCUGAAGCUGCUAGGAAGGCGUUGAGGGGAAAAGUUGGCAGGCUGAGGAUCUGUCAAAUUUGUGGUGAUGAUGUGGGCUUGAGUGCUGCUGGGGAGUUAUUUGUGGCUUGUAAUGAAUGUGCCUUCCCGGUUUGCAGGACUUGCUAUGAGUAUGAACGUCGUGAAGGCAAUCAAAUUUGUCCUCAGUGCAAAACGCGCUAUAAACGGCUCAAGGGGUGUGCAAGAGUUAAAGGGGAUGAAGAAGAAGAUGAUAUUGAUGAUGUAGACAAUGAAUUCAAUUUUUAUGAAGGUGAGGGGGAGGACUCGUAUCAUGCUCUUACUGAGCCUGGAUUUUGCCAGGGUCAUGGACUCGAGUUGAGCUAUGGAACCUCUAAUGAACCAGAUGUAUAUAGUCCACCAAUUGAAUUUCCUCUUCUAACUAAUGGUCAAAUGGUUGAUGAUAUUCCUCCGGACCAAACUGCUUUAGUUCCAUCACAUAUUGAAAAUGGAGGCAGAAGGAUUCAGCCGCUUCCUUUCUCAGAACAUAGCACUCUAGUGCGGCCUAGACCAAUGGAUCCUUCUAAAGACUUGGCUGCCUACGGAUAUGGUAGUAUUGCUUGGAAAGAGAGGAUGGAGAGUUGGAAACAGAAGCAGCUACAAUUAAUGAACAGUGAAAAUGGUGGUGGAGAUUGGGACAAUGAUAAGGAUGGACCUGAUUUGCCAUUGACAGAUGAGGCACGACAGCCUCUCUCAAGAAAGAUGCCAAUUUCUUCAAGCCAAAUUAAUCCUUACCGGAUGAUAAUCAUUGUUCGACUUGUUGUUGCUGGUUUUUUUUUCCAUUACCGUGUCACACAUCCUGUAAAGGAUGCUUAUGCUUUAUGGCUUGUAUCAGUAAUUUGUGAAAUUUGGUUUGCUGUUUCAUGGAUCCUCGAUCAGUUCCCCAAGUGGCUCCCUAUUGAAAGGGAAACAUAUCUAGAUAGAUUAUCCUUGAGAUAUGAGAAAGAAGGCCAGCCCUCUCAACUAUCACCAGUUGAUUUAUUUGUGAGUACGGUUGAUCCACUAAAAGAACCUCCUUUAGUGACUGCAAAUACAGUUCUCUCCAUUUUGGCGGUGGAUUAUCCUGUUGGUAAAGUCUCAUGUUAUGUAUCGGAUGAUGGUGCUGCCAUGUUGACAUUUGAGGCACUGACAGAAACAGCUGAAUUCGCAAAGAAGUGGGUGCCCUUUUGCAAGAAGUUCAGCAUUGAGCCUCGUGCACCAGAAUUUUAUUUUUCUCAAAAGAUUGAUUAUCUGAAAGAUAAGGUCUUGGCAUCUUUUGUGAGGGAACGAAGAGCAAUGAAGAGAGAGUAUGAGGAGUUCAAAAUUAGGAUUAAUUCCUUGGUGGCAAAGGCACAAAAGGUUCCAGAGGAAGGUUGGACAAUGCAAGACGGGACACCGUGGCCAGGGAAUAACGUCCGAGAUCAUCCUGGGAUGAUUCAAGUUUUUCUUGGCCAAAAUGGAGGGCUUGACACGGACGGAAAUGAAUUGCCUCAGUUGGUAUACGUCUCCAGAGAAAAGAGGCCUGGAUUUACUCAUCACAAAAAGGCUGGUGCAAUGAAUGCCUUGGUAAGAGUCUCUGCUGUGCUAACCAAUGCUCCUUAUAUAUUGAAUCUGGAUUGCGAUCACUACAUCAAUAACAGUAAGGCAAUUAGAGAGUCGAUGUGCUUCUUGAUGGAUCCCUUAAUUGGAAAGAGAGUGUGCUAUGUUCAGUUCCCACAGAGGUUUGACGGAAUUGACAAGAAUGACAGAUAUGCAAAUAGGAACACAGUGUUCUUUGAUAUUAAUAUGAAAGGGUUGGAUGGCAUUCAAGGACCAAUUUAUGUGGGGACAGGGUGUGUCUUCAGGCGGCAGGCACUCUAUGGUUUUGAUGCUCCCAAGACAAAGAAAGCACCAUUAAGGACAUGUAACUGCUUGCCAAAGUGGACUUACUGUGGAUGUUGUUGCUCUGGAAGGAAGAAAAAGAAGUCUACCAAGCUAAAGUUGGACAAGCUCAAGCAUCCCGGGAAGGAUGACGAGGCACAUGAAGGAGUUAAGGAGGGAAAUGAAGUAACUUUGUACUCUGGGGAUAAAGAGGAAACCAUGCCUAUGAAAACUGAGAAUGAAUUGGAAAAGAAGUUUGGGCAGUCCCCUGUAUUUGUGGCAUCCACAUUGAUAGAAAACGGUGGUACAAUAACGACUGCUAGCCCAGCCUCUUUACUCAAAGAAUCAAUCCAUGUAAUUAGCUGUGGUUAUGAAGAUAAAACAGAAUGGGGAAAGGAGAUUGGAUGGAUUUAUGGAUCAGUUACGGAGGAUAUUUUGACUGGCUUUAAAAUGCAUUGUCAUGGAUGGCGAUCUAUAUAUUGUAUACCAGCAAGGCCUGCAUUUAAGGGAUCAGCACCAAUAAAUCUUUCUGAUCGCCUGCACCAGGUCCUUCGAUGGGCCCUUGGUUCAAUAGAAAUCUUCUUCAGUAAGCACUGCCCUAUCUGGUAUGGUUAUGGUGGUGGUCUGAAAUGGUUGGAGCGCUUGUCAUACAUAAACGCGACAGUAUAUCCCUGGACUUCUAUUCCACUUCUAGCAUAUUGUACUUUACCAGCAGUGUGCUUGAUUACAGGAAAAUUUAUCACUCCUGAGCUAAGUAAUUCUGCAAGCAUGUGGUUUAUGUCACUUUUCAUAAGUAUUUUUGCAACAAGUAUCCUGGAGAUGAGAUGGAGUGGAGUCGGUCUUGAUGAGUGGUGGAGAAACGAACAAUUUUGGGUAAUUGGAGGCGUGUCAGCCCAUCUAUUCGCGGUUUUACAGGGACUGCUAAAAGUGAUAGCCGGAGUUGAUACAAAUUUCACUGUUACAUCAAAAGGUGGCGAGGACGAGGAAUUUUCUGAACUCUACGAAUUCAAGUGGACAACUCUGCUUAUUCCGCCAACCACCCUCUUGCUCAUAAACCUCAUAGGAGUGGUAGCUGGUGUCUCUAGUGCAAUCAAUAAUGGUUUCGAGACAUGGGGUCCUCUGUUUGGAAAGCUCUUCUUUGCCUUGUGGGUGAUAGUUCAUCUUUAUCCUUUCUUGAAAGGUCUACUAGGUCGGCAGAAUAGAACUCCCACCAUCAUUAUCGUGUGGUCGAUUCUGCUAGCUUCAAUAUUUUCACUUCUGUGGGUUCGAAUUGAUCCGUUUUUGGGCAAGUCGAGUGGUCCGCUGCUAGAGGAAUGCGGACUGGACUGUGACUGACCACUGGAAGAUCCCAUGUCAACGUUGUUAUUUGAAAGGAGUGGAGAAAACUCAGAAGACCUUAGGUUAUUUUGAUGAAGCAGAGUAGCCUGAAGACAAAUUUUGAUGUUCCUUAGUUCUCAAUGUAAAAUUUUAUGAGAGUCUUUUGGCUUUUGAGCCUCUAAGCUAUGUCAUACAAUUUUUUGCUUAAUUAACAGACUUGAAAAGCCUAGAAUUCAAAAUAGUCAGAGAUGCCAUAUUUUGUAUUGCCUGUCUUCAUCAAUAUUACUCGUUUUCUGUAUUUGUUUUU